Psammomys obesus (fat sand rat) is the source of this 1220-nucleotide messenger RNA. It is a transcript of the gene Ccdc198, whose product is annotated as coiled-coil domain containing 198. The transcript is spliced from 7 exons. The record is from RefSeq and is a predicted model, not a curated record. Bases 39 to 929 code for a protein of 296 amino acids. Lineage: Eukaryota; Metazoa; Chordata; Mammalia; Rodentia; Muridae.
CUGGAAACAUGUCAUGAAGGAAACACCUGCUUUGGGAAAUGGGUCUGUGUCUCUCCAAGGCUCACCCUCAGGCAAUUGGUGUCGCACCUAUCCAAAGCGAAGAAAUAAAGACUCCCUUAGCCGGCCCUGCGUUCUUUGCAUUGAACCACGACCUGGAAGGCAAGAGCUCAUAUUCGUUCAUGAGACUGCAGGACCAAAAUGGAACUCUGGAAGGACAGCUACCGCCUCUUCGAGAACCGCGUUGUAGAAGACACCCUGCAGUAUCCAGAGCCAUGUAUCUUGACAUCCCACUGAAGCAUGAAGAAACAAGUAUUAUCAAAAGGCAUCCACCCCGAAGAAUUCAAAAGCUUGAACCCAUUGACCUGCCACAAGUAAUUACCUCUGAGAGGCUUCUGAGCCAGCAAGAAGCCAGAACAAGGCACAAAGCAAAGCAGGAACUUGAGAAGAAGAUUCAGCUUCCCAGGCACACUCCUCAGAAAAGACAGUAUUUACAUAAGAUGCAGAUGCUGGAGAUGAACCAUAAAAGACAACAGGCCCAGAUGGAGUUGAGGAUGAGUCUUAAUAGUAAAUCCAUACUUGAUAUGCAAAAGCUGAAGGACCAUAACGGCAACAAAAUCACCCAAAACAUACCGAGAAGCGAUGGCUGUGACGUGCUUACCAUAAUCCCUGAUGAAACCAUAAACAGAGACCCAGGAAGUCCACAGGAUGAAGAAUUCUUGGAAUACCACACAGAGAAUGACUAUGGUGUCCAGAAAAUUGGCAAGGUGGAGACAUGGCUCCGUGAACAAGAAACCUGGGGGCAGCUUUUCUGGGGCAGCUCCAGCUCUGACUCAGACAAUCUUGAGGAAGAGGAAAGGAGACCACAAGCACUGGUGAGGACCAAGACAGAGAGGAUCCCAUCUUAUGAUGAGUUUUACGACAGAGAAUAAAAACACUGAACACUACCCGGGGGGUGAGAGCACUGACUACCUUGUUUGUUUGUUUGUUUGUUUGUUUGUUUGUUUUUCAUCAAAAUCACUCAUGUUUGCAUAUGAACUACUCUGAGGGAAGUAACAUACUGUGGUACACAGAAAGGAUGUCACCUGGAGUCUUGCGGUUAAUAGGUUUGUCAUGUAUGAUGUAAGUCUAUGCCUUAAAACUGAGGGGCUGAAACCAAGGUUAUUUGAUUGUCUUACUUUUCUGUGGGGAGCUGGGCUGAGUGGGGUUGUCCUUUUGCUGGU